CCGGAUAUAACCGAAGAUGAGACUUUACUUGUCAGGCAUACAUCUUCUGCGUCACUCUGUCAGCCAUAGCCGUUCGCAAGGCCCAUUACACAUCCCUCCUUCUUCAUCUGGCGUUAGCUUGGAUGACAUUGGAGCUAGGUACCUUGACCACCUUCCUUAACCAUGCCGUUAGUCUUGUUAUCUGGUAAUCGUCAUCCAUGUGCGAUUGGAGGUAUAUAGGAAGCUGUGCGACGCGUAGAUCGGGCGCUGUAAUUGCGCUGUCGCUGUCGCUGUAGCUAUGCGUUUCUCAAUUGCUGUUGCAGGAUUGUUGUUUGGGUUUGAGGCUUCGGCGAUAGGGGUUGGACCGAAGAACGCGGUGGCAAGGGAAGCAGAGAUCGCACGCACAAAUGCACGACGCAGCCUGCACAGGCGCGACGAUGUUGAUCCCGCAACCUUGUACCCGGAAUACAAUAUUUCCGUUCCAAUAGACUUUUUCCAAAACGAGACGCGAUACGAGCCGCAUAGCAAUGGCACAUUCGACCUAAGGUACUGGUUCGACGCCACAUACUACAAGGCUGGCGGUCCCGUCUUUGUCCUGCUCGGUGGAGAAACAGAUGGAGCCGACCGUCUGCCCUUCUUGCAGAAGGGAAUAGUCCACCAAGUCGCAAAGGCCACGAACGGCAUGGGAGUCAUCCUCGAGCACCGUUACUAUGGCAAAAGUUUCCCCGUCCCCGAUCUCACGACUGAGAACAUGCGCUUCUUGUCGACAGAGCAGGCAUUGGCCGAUGUCGAUUACUUCGCGCAGAACGUCAAGUUCGAGGGUAUCGAUGCUGAUCUCACUGCACCAAACACGCCUUGGGUUGUAUACGGUGGCUCGUAUGCAGGUGCACAGGCCGCGUUUCUGCGCGUUGUUUACCCGGGAACUUUUUGGGGCGGAAUUUCGUCUUCAGGUGUUACGUUGGCAGUUUUUGAUUAUUGGCAAUAUUUCGAACCAAUCAGGUUAUUCGGGCCGCCAGAUUGCAUCAAGAACACUCAGCUGCUUGUUGAUGUUGUUGACAAGAUUCUCCUCGAUGAGACCAACGCGGAGAAGGUACAACCGCUGAAAGAGGUUUUUGGAUUAGGAAACAUUACCGACGACAGGGACUUUGCGAACCAAUUCACCAGUGUCUAUGGCUGGCAGAGCACCAACUGGGACCCUGAGGAGAAUUCGGCAUCUUUCUUCAACUACUGCAGCAACUUGACCCAGUCGGUUGACCAAGCAGACCCUGCGACCGAGUCCCUCCGUUCAUCCGUCACCGACAUCGUCUCAGCAGCAGGAUACGCCAACGACACGCUGGUGCAGAACAUCACCCUCAACGCGAUCAGCUGGGUCAACAAGACGUCGCUACCAGGCUGGCGACGAUCCAUGUUGACCCAAGACCAGUACUUCACGACGCUCAACGACACAUCUCUGCAGUCCUACACCAGCCUAGCCGACUAUUCAGCCACAAGCUGGAGCUACCAAGUCUGCACCGAAUGGGGCUACAUCCAGACGGGCAACACGCCCGCGGAUAUCAUGCCGCUCAUCCCGCGUACCCUGACCAUCGAAUACCUGACCUACUUCUGCAAGGCGCAAUUCAACAUCACCACACCCCCGGACACAGACCGCGUCAACAAGUACGGCAACUACAGCAUCGACUACCCACGCCUGGCGCACAUUGGCGGCAACGCGGAUCCCUGGCGCCCCGCGACGCCACUUUGGUACCCCGAGAGCAGGAACUCGUCGACGGAGAAGCCGUGGUUGCUGAUUAGUCAUGCUGUGCAUCAUUGGGAGGAGAACGGCUUGUUUGAGAAUGAGACGACGCCGUUGUUGCCACCGCCGCAGAUUGUGUAUGCGCAGCAGUUUUUGAAGAACUUUGUCGUUGAUUGGGUUGAGGAGUUCAACAGUCAAGAUCAGAGUGAGCUGAAGCGGUUGUAGAUAUCGUUUGAUAGAUGGUGAUUGUUCGCUCUGUUGAUGUUGGAUCACGGUACCAAGAGGCCAAACCAAACACAAUCAACAUAUGUACAGAAAAGCGACACAGCAGUCCUGUUGUAGGAAUAUUUUUGAUGGUGAUCAAUCGGGACUCUCAUUAAUUCAUUAUCUAUUAAUCGAACCCAGCUGCUAAAAAGGCAUCAUCCCCACCCACCAUGCACACAAUUCUACUCCUCUAUUUCACCCACGCAAACCCAUCGCUCGUAACAAUCUCAUCCCCCGUCUCGGUGCCAACCAAAACACUAACCUCAAACCCACUC
Dothidotthia symphoricarpi CBS 119687 is the source of this 2250-nucleotide messenger RNA. RefSeq names its product serine peptidase-like protein. The record is from RefSeq and is a predicted model, not a curated record. The transcript is spliced from 6 exons. Bases 278 to 1936 code for a protein of 552 amino acids. Gene Ontology annotation, biological process: proteolysis. Lineage: Eukaryota; Fungi; Ascomycota; Dothideomycetes; Pleosporales; Dothidotthiaceae. Gene Ontology annotation, molecular function: dipeptidyl-peptidase activity; serine-type exopeptidase activity.